GGGUUUAAAAGUAAAAAUACAUACCCUUUGAUCCAGCAAUACCACUACUAGAUUUGUAUCCCAAAGAGAUAAUAAGGAAAAAUACUUGUACAAAAAUACUCAUAGCUGCACUCUUUGUGGUGGCAAAAAAAUUGGAAAAUGAGGAGAUGCCUUUCGAUUAGGGAAUGGCUGAACAAAUUGUGGUAUAUGAUGGUGAUGGAAUACUAUUGUGCUAUAAGGAAUGAUGAGCAGGAUGAUUUCUAUGUGAACUGGGAGAAACUCAAUGAACUGAUGCAGAGUGAAAUGAGCAGAACCAGGAAAACAUUGUACACAAUUUCCAUUUCUGAUGAACCAGACACAUUAUAUAAGCACCUCUCAGUUUUAGUAAAGGGCCAUGACAAGGCUGUAUUGGAUAGUUAUGAAUAUUUUGCUGUGCUUGCUGCUAAAGAACUUGGUAUCUCCAUUAAAAAGGUCCAUGAACCUCCAAGGAAAAUAGAACGUCUUACUCUUCUCAAAUCAGUACAUAUUUUUAAGAAGCACAGAGUUCAGUAUGAAAUGAGGACAUAUUACAGAUGUUUAGAGUUAGAACAUUUAACUGGAAGUACAGCAGAUGUCUAUUUGGAAUAUAUCCAACGAAACCUACCUGAAGGUGUUGCCAUGGAAGUAACAAAGACAAGAUUAGAACAAUUACCAGAACAUAUCAAAGAGCCACUUUGGGAAAUGUUGGGAGAGGAAGAAAAAGCAAGCAAGGCAUAAAGAUAAUCUUCUCACAUCUGGUUUUGAAAUGGAAACAUCUACUCAUCUAUACAUGUCAAGAGCAUUUACACAUAGCAGAGUUUAUUUAAAUUCUCAUUUAUUGGGGGUGGGGUGGGAGUGGGGGUGGCAGCAGCUGGGUGGCUCAGUGGAUUGAGAGCCAGACCCAGAGAUGGGGGGGUAUCCUAGGUUCAAAUUUGAUCUCAGGUACUUACUAGCUGUGUGGCCCUGGGCAAAUCACUUAACCCUCAUUGCCUAGCCCUUACUACUCUUCUGCCUUGGAACCAAUAUGUAAUAUUGGUUCCAAGGCAGAAGGUAAGGGUUUAAAAACAAACAAAUAAAUUAAUUAAAAAUCUCAUUUACUUAUUUGUCUCUUGGCAUUAGAAAUUUAAUUUUGGUGACAUGAAUUACAGUGUAAAGGGCAUCUUUAAAAGUUAUUUCAGGUUCUGCUUUUAGGACAUAUAAACAAAGUUUUAAAACUAUUGCAUGACAGAAGUUAUGUUAAGGCUUGUUACAUAGUGUCAAAGAGGCAUGCAUGCAAGAUAGAAAGCUGAGGACAGAAGAGCUGUCAAUCAAAAGGAACAUUCCAUUUGGGAAGUUCCCAUUCCCGGGAAAGACAGUUGGAGCCAAGCCAGGCUGAACUGGGGAGAAGCUUCUGAACUGAACCCCUUUUGACUUGUGGAGCUGGGGAGAGAGGCUUGUGAACUAAGAUUUGGCUGCUUGUGGCUGAUGGUGAAGACCCUGAAGCUUUUGCUGACUGACUGAGGUUACCUACCUGGUUAGAAGAAAAGAAGACAUAUAGUUGUCCUCAUACCUCCCUAACUAACUCUGUGUCACAGUUGUGACAGACUGCCACUUCCCCAAUGUCCUCCUAACUCUCAUUUUAGAGAAUAGGGAAACCUAUUCCCUCUUACCUUAUCCUCCAUCCUUGUCCUGUCUUCCCCAAAUAAAUCCCUUACUUGAGAAGAGAGAAAAGAGUAUCUUCUCUAAAUCUCAUAGUUCAUACUGAGUGAAACUGAAGAGAAAAGGGGGAGGGGAAGCUAAAGGCUUCAGAAUAGGGGAGGAAGGGAGAUUUGAAGAGGGAGGAAAUGGGAGGCAUUGAGGGAAGAGGGUAGAAAAACCUUGAUCCAUUAGCCAUAUAGGAUAUCAAUAGACACCCUCAGGAAGUAUCUAUCUAUUACAAUUGGCACCUCUAUAACAGACUGAACCCCACAAUCCUUAGAAACAGCAAAUAAAGACAUGUUUAAGCAGA
This is a messenger RNA of Monodelphis domestica (gray short-tailed opossum), 1984 nucleotides long. RefSeq names its product mitochondrial ribosomal protein S10 (gene MRPS10). Gene Ontology annotation, cellular component: ribosome; mitochondrial small ribosomal subunit; mitochondrion. Lineage: Eukaryota; Metazoa; Chordata; Mammalia; Didelphimorphia; Didelphidae. Gene Ontology annotation, biological process: translation. Gene Ontology annotation, molecular function: structural constituent of ribosome. The record is from RefSeq and is a predicted model, not a curated record.